AUGAUAACUAAUCCAGAUGUCAGAUCAAAUGGCCGAGGACGCCCAAAACUUGACGCCCAAAAAAGACGCUCAAAGUCUUCAACAGCACGGUACCAAUCUGACUUCAAUGUUUUGGAAAAGCAAAACAAACGAUCAUACAAAUGCGGCCAGUGUGGUGGAAACGGACACAAAGCAAACAACUGUACCGCUGCUCAACGUCAAGCUGCCUCUCGACAUCCAAUGCCUGAGCUCCCUCGUCUGACCGUCACAAAGACUUCCAAGUGUAGUCAAUGCAAUCAGACAGGGCAUCAAGCCAAUCGAUGCCCCCGCCCUCAACAACUCACCAAUGAAGAAAAAUCUCUCGAUGAUGAGAAUGAGCAAGACAUCCCUGCAGCUGCUUCAACCAGCAGUGUAUUCGAUCUGCUCGAUUCUUCUCUUGUGGACCUUGAUGAUUCUGAUGAUUCUGAUGAUCAAUCCGACAUAGAUGAACGCAAAUGUCCAUUAUGUGACGACCCACUCCCCAAGCAACCUUCCAAGAAGUUUCAAGAACAGCUUCAGUUUCAUCUUGCCAAGCCGCACGCUAAGAAAAGACCUCUUCCUGGUAACCCGGAGGCAGUUGAUCUUCCAAACGCGGCUGGCCGACUUCAUUUGAUUCAAAAGUCUUAUGCCGACGUGUACAGGCUUAUCAAGAACAUCUACUCAAGAUUGUGA
Melampsora larici-populina 98AG31 is the source of this 690-nucleotide messenger RNA. RefSeq lists its product as uncharacterized. NCBI's taxonomy places the organism in Eukaryota, Fungi, Basidiomycota, Pucciniomycetes, Pucciniales, Melampsoraceae. The transcript has 3 exons. Bases 1 to 690 code for a protein of 229 amino acids. The record is from RefSeq and is a predicted model, not a curated record. Gene Ontology annotation, molecular function: zinc ion binding; nucleic acid binding.